CUCUAGAGUUCAUGUUGCAUUCACAUAGCCAGACAAGUCUCUCUCUCUCUCUCUCCCAAUCUCUCUCCUAAUCUCUCUCCCUAUCUCUCUCUCUCAUUUUUGUGUAUAUGAAAGUCAGAGCACCGCCAGCAUCUGAAAACUGCAGCAUUAGCUAGCAAGUAUGGAGCUCUCAUAGAAAACCUAUCUUUUCAUUUUCAUAUUUUUUGUUUUGCUUUGGCCUCAGAGAGAAUAUAUAUUACAUACUCACUAAUGAGUACUUGCACCAGAGAGAUGGAUUUUUUCCCAGCAAAUUUUAUGAUACAAAAUCAUCAGCAUCAAGAACAAGAAGAACAAGUUCAUCAGUUUCCUCAUAUUCAGAACCAUAUGUUACCUCCUCAAGACUUCCAUGGUACAAUAGGGUCAUUUUUGGGUAAAAGCUCCAUGACUUAUUCGAGAGUUGAUCAGCACCUGCAUGAAGAAAGCAAUGUAAAUGGAGACCAUGUGGAUGAUUUGUCUGAUGCAGACGAUGAGGAUGGAUCAGGAGCUCUAGGCUCAGGAGGUUCGAAAAAGAGGAGACUUAACAUAAUGCAGCUCAAGACUCUUGAGAAGAGCUUUGAGUUGGGAAACAAGCUGGAGCCCGAGAGAAAAUUGGAGCUGUCCAGGGCUCUUGGACUCCAGCCCAGACAAAUCGCGAUUUGGUUUCAGAAUAGGAGAGCCAGAUGGAAAACCAAGCAAUUAGAGAAGGACUAUGAUUUGCUUAAGUCUCAGUUUGAUUCUCUUAAAGCCGAAAAUGAUUCUCUCCAGUCUCGCAACAAAGCGCUACAUGCUCAGAUACUAGCAUUAAAAAAUAGAGAGCCAACAGACUCAAUAAACCUGAACAAAGAAACAGAAGGAUCAUCCAGCAACAACAGGAGCACUGAAAACAGCUACGAAAUCAAACCAGAUUUCUCAAGAACUCCUCCAGCCAUCGACAGCUAUCCGCAAAAAAUUACCAGCAUACCCUUCUUCCCUCCUAAUACCUCGAAUUUUAUCAGGCUGCAGCAGCCUGCACUUCAUCUGUCAAGACCAUCUGAUCACCAUCACCACCAGCCAGUUAAAGAAGAGGAUUUCUGCAACAUGCUCGAUGAUCAAACCGCAUUUUGGCCUUGGCUUGAACAACAACAACCCUUCAACUAAAUUCUGAAAAAACUUUAUGCUAUGUAUUAGCAUUCCUCUUGAGUUUAAAUUCUUAUUUUGGUACUUAAUUAGCUUGCAAGUUAAUGGUGUAUAAACUAUUGAGUGAUCGAAAUAUAUAUAUUUCUAAAUUAUCGAAAGAAGUCACUUUUGGCAUUGGCA
Messenger RNA from Daucus carota subsp. sativus, 1314 nucleotides. Its product is annotated as homeobox-leucine zipper protein ATHB-13. Gene Ontology annotation, molecular function: DNA-binding transcription factor activity, RNA polymerase II-specific; sequence-specific DNA binding. Gene Ontology annotation, biological process: positive regulation of DNA-templated transcription. Bases 250 to 1155 code for a protein of 301 amino acids. The record is from RefSeq and is a predicted model, not a curated record. Gene Ontology annotation, cellular component: nucleus. The transcript has 3 exons. Lineage: Eukaryota; Viridiplantae; Streptophyta; Magnoliopsida; Apiales; Apiaceae.